Messenger RNA from Castor canadensis (American beaver), 2496 nucleotides. NCBI's taxonomy places the organism in Eukaryota, Metazoa, Chordata, Mammalia, Rodentia, Castoridae. The record is from RefSeq and is a predicted model, not a curated record.
AUGGACACCAUGUUGGAAUCCAGACCCCAAACCCAGCAGAGGAGCAGCCAUAAUGGCCAGGAGACUAGUCUGUGGUCUUCAGGCUUUGGGAUGAAACUGGAGGCUGUUACUCCAUUCCUGGGGAAGUAUCGCCCCUUUGUGGGUCGCUGCUGCCAGACUUGCACCCCUAAGAGCUGGGAGUCCCUCUUCCACAGAAGCAUAACGGACCUGGGCUUCUGCAGUGUGAUCCUGGUGAAGGAGGAGAAUACCAGGUUUCGGGGCUGGCUGGUUCGCAGACUCUGCUAUUUCCUGUGGUCCCUGGAGCAGCACAUACCCCCCUGCCAGGAUGCCCCACAGAAGAUCAUGGAAAGCACUGGGGUACAGAAUCUCCUCUCAGGGAGGGCUCCAGGAGGGGCUGGGGAAGGCCAGACACCUGAUCUUGUGAAGAAAGAAGUGCAGCGCCUCCUGGGCCACUUCCAGGCCCCACGCCGCCCCUUCCUACUCAGGCUGUUCAGUUGGGCACUGCUGUGGUUCCUGAACCGCCUCUUCCUGAAUGUGCAGCUCCACAAGGGCCAGAUGAAGAUGGUCCACAAGGCUACCCAGGCAGGCUCGCCGCUUGUCCUCCUCUCUACUCACAAGUCCCUUCUGGAUGGAAUCCUGUUGCCCUUCGCACUGCUCUCCCAGGGCCUGGGUGUGCUUCGUGUGGCUUGGGACCCCCAUGCCUGCUCCCCUGCCCUCAGAGCUCUGCUGAGGAACCUUGGGGGGCUUUUCCUGCCCCCAGAGACCAACCUAUCCUUAGACAGCUCCGAGGGGGUCCUUGCAAGGGCUGUGGUCCAUGCGGCCAUGGAGCAGCUGCUAGUCAGUGGAGAGCCCCUGCUCAUCUUUCUAGAGGAGCCCCCAGGGGCCCCACGACCCCGGCUGUCAGCCCUGGGCCAGGCCUGGCUAGGACUGGUGGUGCAAGCAGUCCAGACGGGCAUUGUCCCAGAUGCCACCCUGGUGCCAGUGGCUGUUACCUAUGAUUUGGUUCCAGAUGCACCAUGUGACACACACCAUGCCUCGCUGCCUCUGGGGCUGUGGACAGGAGCCCUGGCUGUUCUGCGGAGACUGCGCAGCUGCUGGGGCUGCAGCCACAAGGUCUGUGUUCGGGUGCACCUCGCCCAGCCAUUCUCCUUGCAGGAAUACACCAUCAAUGCCAGAAGCUGUUGGGGUGGCCGGCAGACCCUGGAGUAUUUGCUGCAGCCCAUUGUGCUGGGCCAAUGUACUGUUGUCCCAGACACUGAGAAGGAGCAGGAGUGGACUCCAAUAACUGGGCCCCUCUUGGCCCUCAAGGAAGAGGACCAGCUCCUGGUCAGGAGACUGAGCCGGCACGUCCUGAAUGCCAGUGUGGCAAGCUCGGCGGUGAUGAGCACAGCCAUCAUGGCAACACUGUUGCUCUUCAAGCAUUCGAAGGGUGUGGUACUGUCGCAACUCCUGGGGGAGUUUUCCUGGCUGACGGAAGAGACACUGCUGCGUGGCUUUGAUGUGGGCUUCUCAGGGCAGCUGCGGUGCCUGGCACAGCACACACUGAGCCUGCUGAGGGCACAUGUGGUCCUGCUGCGUGUCCACCAGGGGGACUUAGUGGUGGUGCCACGGCCUGGCCCAGGCCUCACUCACUUGGCACGUCUGAGUGCCGAGCUGCUGCCAGCCUUCCUGAGCGAGGCUGUGGGUGCCUGUGCAGUCAGGGGGCUGCUGGCAGGUAGAGUGCCGCCUGAGGGGCCUUGGGAGCUGCAGGGCAUAGAGCUGCUGAGCCAGAAUGAACUGUAUCGCCAGAUCCUGCUGCUGCUGCACCUGCUGCCACAAGACCUGCUACUGCUGCAGCCCUGCCAGUCUUCCUACUGCUACUGUCAAGAGGUGCUGGACCGACUCAUCCAAUGUGGACUCUUGGUUGCUGAGGAGAGUCAGGCUACAUGGAGCAGCUGCUCCAGUUCUUGCAGGCCACCGCCCAGGAAGAAGGGAUCUUUGAGUGUGCAGACCCAAACCUCGCCAUCAGUGCUAUCUGGACCUUCAGAGACCUAGGGGUAAGAAGGGCCCAUGUUACCAUCCUCCUGCUCCCCUGCCCCCAGUCUCACCAACUGGUACAGCUGCUUGAGGAAAUCAGCUGUAUCCCCCACUCCAUGGGACUGACCUUCGUAACACCUCACUAAGGCCCUGGGAUUUACCCAGGAAUAGAUGUGGUAAUGGUAGAUUGGAUGUUUUCCCACCCCUCUUGGUUUCUAAACCACUGACUUUCUCUAUCCCAGUGGGGUAGUAGUGGUGGGGGUGGUUUGAUAGAUAUGAGGCAGCAUUUGUACCUAGACACUAAGGCCUCAGGGGCCAGAGGUCUCACUGCAAGGCCCUGGAGGCACAGUCCCCAAGGUGAGGGCACUCAAAAGUCCCAUUUUAUGGCCCAGGUGCUACAACAGACAAUGAGCCCUGAAGGCCCCCAGCUCCAUCUGUCCCCUACAUUUGCCAGCCGGGAGAAUCAGGACAAGCUGGAAC